UGCGGCCAUGGAAACCAUUUUACAAAGUUGGGCAACAAAGAGUAUUGGCUCCACAUUUGCUUUUAGACAAAAGAUCAAGGGAUCAGAGAGCAACUUUCAAUGGGCUUAAUGGCAUAGAGAUAGAAAAAGUGGGGUAUGAAAUAUAUGCAGAGGGACCCACCCGUGUUCUGCGGAUUUGCGAGAUCUCUGAUUGUUUCAAGGGAGAUAGAGUUCUUGAUUUGUGCGCAAAAAUGCAAUUGAGAAUUUCUCUGUUUGCUAUCCAUCUACUUGAACCUGCAAAACAGGAGGUGGAUGACAAUGAUCCCACAGAUUUUUCACCAAUUGCGGUGGCAAAGUUUGGGAAUCUCAACUUGAGUACUGUUUCUAAUAAUCAUCAGAAAUAUAAUCUGUUCAGUAUGCAGUACUUGAAUUUGGAACUUAAGUGGAAUGGGGCUCCUUUUGCAUCAAUGCUUCGCAGGCAUCAAUCUGAUUACAAUGAUUCAAAUGAUAGUGUACUGAAGGUUGUUUUUGUCCAACUUACCUCCAGUUCGAAGAUUAAGCAAUUUAGAUAUUCAUCUAUUUUUCUUCAGCCAAUUGAUUUGAACCUUGAUGAGGAGACAUUAAUGAAACUUGCUUCAUUUUGGAGAAGAUCUCUCAGUGACUCAGAGAGUCAGCGAUUUUACUUUGAUCAUUUUGAAAUCCAUCCAAUAAAGAUCACUGCAAGCUUUAUUCCUGGGGAUUCACUUGCAAGUUAUAGUUCAGCACAGGAAACUCUCAGGUCUUUAAUUCAUAGUGUAAUUAAGGUGCCUCCCAUGAAAGGUAUGGUUGUAGAACUGAAUGGCAUCCUGAUUAGCCAUGCUUUGAUAACACUGCGUGAGCUAAUCAUCAAAUGUGCACAGCAUUAUUCUUGGUAUGCUAUGAGGGCCAUAUAUAUUGCUAAAGGAAGCCCUUUGCUUCCACCCGAUUUUGUUUCUAUUUUUGAUGAUUUGGCUUCAUCCUCUCUUGAUGUCUUCUUUGACCCAUCUCGUGGGUUGAUGAAUCUUCCAGGAUUGACGUUAGGUACUUUCAAAUUAAUCAGUAAAUGUAUCAAAGGUGAAGGUUUUUCAGGGACAAGACGCUACUUUGGCGACCUUGGAAAAACAUUGAGGUCCGCCGGUUCUAAUGUAGCUUUUACAGCUGUAGCUGAAAUAUCAGACUCUGUUCUUAAAGGAGCUGAAGCAAAUGGUUUCAACGGAAUGGUGAGCGGGUUUCAUCAAGGAAUACUAAAAUUGGCUAUGGAGCCAUCAUUUCUGGGAACUGCAUUAAUGGAAGGUGGUCCAGAUAGAAAGAUCGUCCUUGAUCAAAGUCCAGGAGUUGAUGAGUUAUACAUUGAAGGAUAUAUCCAAGCCAUGUUGGAUACUGUUUAUAGACAAGAAUACCUGAGAGUCAAAGUCAUUGACAACCAGGUUAUCCUUAAAAAUCUGCCUCCAAAUCAUUCCCUCAUUAAUGAGAUCAUGGAUCGUGUAAAGGAGUUCCUUGUUAACAAGGCGCUGCUCAAGGGAGAUGCUUCAACGACUUCCCGCCCCCUGCGUCAUCGUCGUGGAGAACGUGAAUGGAAAAUUGGGCCAACAGUGAUGACAUUGUUUGAACAUCUGUUUGUUAGCUUCGCAAUUCGCUUGCUGAGAAGGCAGUUUAACAAGGUCAUUUCCAACCUGAAGUGGGCAAAGAAGUCAGAGUCCGACAAUCAGGCGCCCCACUCGCCAAGCUUAAAGGAAAAAGAGCAUAAGGUGAGAUUUAUUCAGAGAUGGAGAAUUACUAAGUUUGUAUUGUCAGGCAUUUUGGCUUAUAUCGAUGGACGUCUUUGUCGCUGUAUUCCGAAUCCUGUAGCCCGCAGAGUUGUUAGCGGCUUUUUACUGAGUUAUAUUGACCAGAACGAUGAUAAAUGAAAUAUUCAUCUGUUUUAAAUUUA
Neltuma alba is the source of this 1927-nucleotide messenger RNA. RefSeq lists its product as uncharacterized. Lineage: Eukaryota; Viridiplantae; Streptophyta; Magnoliopsida; Fabales; Fabaceae. Bases 231 to 1904 code for a protein of 557 amino acids. The transcript has 13 exons. Gene Ontology annotation, biological process: protein targeting to vacuole; protein retention in Golgi apparatus. The record is from RefSeq and is a predicted model, not a curated record.